UGGAGCGCGCAGGCGCAGUGGCGGCGCGGGGCGGCCCUUCCCGGCUGCCUCAGCGGCCGGCUGAUGGCGGCGGCGGCGCGGUGACGGUUCUAAAUUGAAGAGAAAAUGUCACUUUAUGAUGACUUGGGAGUGGAGACCAGCGAUUCUAAAACAGAAGGCUGGUCCAAAAAUUUCAAACUACUACAGUCUCAGUUGCAGGUGAAGAAAGCAGCUCUUACACAAGCUAAGAGUCAAAGAACAAAACAAACAACAGUCCUUGCUCCAGUGAUUGACCUGAAACGAGGUAGUUCUUCUGAUGAAAGACAGAUUGUGGACACACCACCUCAUGUAGCAGCUGGGUUAAAGGAUCCUGUGCCUAGUGGUUUUUCUGCGGGAGAUGUGUUGAUUCCUUUGGCAGACGAGUAUGAUCCUAUGUUUCCAAACGACUAUGAGAAAGUGGUAAAACGUCAGAGAGAGGAGCGACAGAGGCAGCGUGAGCUGGAGAGGCAAAAGGAGAUUGAAGAAAGAGAAAAAAGACGUAAAGACAGACAUGAGGCCAGUGGGUUUUCAAGAAGACCAGAUCCGGAUUCUGACGAAGAUGAAGAUUAUGAAAGGGAGAGACGAAAAAGAAGUAUGGGAGGAGCUGCCAUUGCACCACCCACUUCUCUUGUUGAGAAGGACAAAGAACCUGUUGCAUCAUUUCCAUAUGAAGAGGAGUCAAGACCUCGGGCACCAUCCUCCAAAGCAGCUAUUCCUCCUCCAGUGUAUGAUGAGCCUGAAAGACCUCGUUCCCCCACAGGACCUAGCAACUCCUUCCUUGCUAACAUGGGAGGGACUGUGGCUCACAAAAUCAUGCAGAAGUAUGGUUUCAGAGAGGGCCAAGGGCUGGGAAAGCAUGAACAGGGACUGAGCACAGCACUGUCAGUAGAGAAAACAAGCAAGAGAGGUGGCAAGAUCAUUGUUGGUGAAUCUACAGAGAAAGAAACAGGCAAGAAAGCAGAUUCUAACCCACUGACUGAGAUACUGAAAUGCCCAACUAAAGUGGUCUUACUAAGGAACAUGGUCGGUGCUGGGGAGGUGGAUGAAGAUCUUGAAGUAGAAACUAAGGAGGAAUGCGAGAAAUACGGCAAGGUUGGGAAAUGUGUCAUCUUUGAGAUUCCUGGUGCCCCUGAUGAUGAAGCUGUAAGAAUAUUUUUAGAGUUUGAACGGGUUGAAUCUGCCAUCAAAGCUGUUGUGGAUCUAAAUGGCAGAUACUUCGGAGGCAGAGUGGUGAAGGCUUGUUUCUACAACCUGGACAAGUUCAGAGUACUGGAUCUGGCAGAGCAAGUUUGAUUUUAAAAACCUAGCUGGAGGUGUCACUGUUUUGGCAAUCACGUUUUCAGCGGUAGGCUGGGACUAAAGAAGAGCAAAGCAGCUUUCCUAGCAAACUGGAAACAAGCCUCAUUGAAUGGAUUUUUCACAUUCGUUGUGACUUAACAUUUUUUUGUAAUAUAAAGCCCUUUGAAAGUAAAAUUCACGUCUGUGUGGUUUUGACUUGCACAACUCUGCUUCAUGCUCUAGGGAUCCUGGGGUUUGGGGUUUUUGUUUGAGCUUUCAGAUGACUUUUGUCAAGGAGAUGCUUUGUCUGUAUUCCUGCCUUCCUUGUUCUGGUGCUUCAUCAUGGAGAGUCCCUGUGCUGCAUCCACAAUGAGUUGGAAGCUUUGGAAAAGAACUAUGUAUUAUUUACUUCUCUUCCCUGAUGGUCUCUCUCAGAGUUACAGCCUUGCUCUUCUAAGUCCUCAGUCCCUGCAUGCCAGUGUGAUUUGGGGUUGUCGGACAGCUGGCAGAUAGUUUGUUCUCUCCUGACUCCAGGACAAUACUUUCUGUGCUAGAAUGGAGACUAAAGCAACAAGGAAUGAAUCCUUCUUUAAAAAACAAAAAAAGACAAAGCCCUCCAACCAAGCAUUUAACCCACAGAGACGGGAGCAGGAAGGAGUUGAAAAUGCUCAGCCAUUGAAUCAGAAUUAAGGGGCUGUUAGCAGGAGCCCUGUGCUGUUGCACAGGCUUUGCUAGAAGUAUCCAGGGUUAAGAGAUGACAACUCCCUAAUGAAAUGCUCUAGGUAGAACUGAGGAAGACUUUCUUGUGUCUGGCCAGCUGUCAGACUGUCACAUCACACAAAGGCAACCAACUUCUUGUUUAGCUGAUUCAAACCUGACACUUGCUCCCAUCCAGAUUAGGUGGGUGGGUUUUUUUCAGAGAAGAAAUGCCAGUGGAAGUUUCCCAAGUAAGAAGUGAUGGAAAAAGGUUCUCUUGUGAAAACCUGAAGUGUUGACAAACUAAGCUACUAAACACUGCGACUCUUUUAUCUGAUGUAAAAUAAUACAUAGCACUCUGCUUCCAGAUGUCAUGUUUGCUUUAUCUUUGGGAGCAGUAUGUGACAAAGGGUUGGCAAGAGGUGGCUGUGGACUGAUGCCACUGUCCCUGUGCUCCCACCACAUGUAUUAAAAUGGAAGUGACCCCUGAGGGCGUUUAAGCUGUUUGAAAGCUGAUGCUGAAUGUCUUUUUCCUGGUUUACACAUGUAUUGGGGGGGAGAGGGUAUAGACCUGUAGUUGCUCAACGCUGUGAAUAUCUCCAGUUGUUACCCAUUAAGUGUUGGCUGCAGAUCUAUAUAACAAACCCUUGGUCUUGUGUUUUGCUUAUUUUGUCUGCUGGUGUUCACCAACCUCUGUACAAACACUUGGCUUGUAAAAGAGAAAACAGUUUUUAAAGAAAACCUUGUAUUUUA
Molecule: messenger RNA, 2745 nt
Organism: Pogoniulus pusillus (Red-fronted tinkerbird)
Lineage: Eukaryota; Metazoa; Chordata; Aves; Piciformes; Lybiidae
Gene: RBM17
Product: RNA binding motif protein 17
Exons: 12
Coding region: 106-1311 (401 amino acids)
Biological process (GO): mRNA cis splicing, via spliceosome; alternative mRNA splicing, via spliceosome
Cellular component (GO): precatalytic spliceosome
Molecular function (GO): RNA binding
Source: RefSeq, a predicted model, not a curated record